GUGGAUUUGUCCCCAAAGAACCACCCCUAUCGGUAGAAGGCUACGACAGCAGCUUUCACGUAGCAACCACACACGCUGAUUCUGAUAAAGUCACUUCAACAAAGCCCCUAACCGAAAUCCCAAACGUGUUAAAUUACAGUUGCCAAGUAGAAAGCACUUUAUUUGAACAUGGACAGACUGUCCCCGGAAAGGACGCCUGCACGAUUUGUACAUGCUUGUAUGGCAAAGUGGCAUGCCACGAGCCGGAAUGUCCUCCACCCGAAAUAUAUUGUCGAGAACCUUCCGUAAAGGAAAUUUUGUCAUGCUGUCCGUCACAUUUUUGUGGUGACGAUCUAUCGGAUGGCCCUGUGGAUCGAGCGGAUGCAUUUGACGAAACGUUGGGAAAUUAUUCUGCAACCAAAUCGUCUAACGGUGGUAAACUCGGCGACCGCGAAGAAAUGCCGUUUUUAAAUUUAAACUUCAGUCACAGUUCGUUACCGCGGCCGUCAAAACCCUCGUCCGAAUACAAAAGCUCGUUACCAACGCGCCGCGUUCAGACGCUUAACAAUAAUAACAUUAAUGGAAAGCCCGACCGGAAACACCUGAGCAACGAAAUUAACGAAACAACGAAAGAUACAAAUCAAAAUACGAGCAGCGAUAGCCAAUUUGGACCGGCCAAGAUUUAUGGUAACAAUAACAAAAGCAUGUUGACGACGUCCACGACUGCGAUGACGUUGACGAGUCAUGGGCAAAAUGAUGAGGUCGCUGUUUCCAUCGCGGGUGGCGAAGACAAAGGAAACAACAUCGACGGGACCGUGGGAGUGCUCAAACUUGCCGGAUGCAACAUCUACGGCAGAAUGUAUCGGGUCGGGAAAAUUAUUUUCGAACUAUCCGGACNACUUAGUGUUGCUACAACGAUUCUUAAAUCUGUCUUGACGAUAGAAACGGAAAACCUGUCUCCGCAACUGACUAAAGCCGAUAAUGAUUGA
Messenger RNA from Agrilus planipennis (emerald ash borer), 968 nucleotides. RefSeq lists its product as uncharacterized. The record is from RefSeq and is a predicted model, not a curated record. NCBI's taxonomy places the organism in Eukaryota, Metazoa, Arthropoda, Insecta, Coleoptera, Buprestidae. The annotation marks the transcript as partial. Gene Ontology annotation, molecular function: protein binding. The transcript has 4 exons.